Myodes glareolus (Bank vole) is the source of this 5766-nucleotide messenger RNA. Lineage: Eukaryota; Metazoa; Chordata; Mammalia; Rodentia; Cricetidae. The record is from RefSeq and is a predicted model, not a curated record.
GUCAGAAGAGGAAUGGGAUCCCCUGGACUAGAUUUGAGGGUGGUUGUGAGUUGUGUGGCUUCUGGAAGCAAACCCAGGUCCCCUACAAGAGCAAUGCUUUUAACCCGAAUCAUCUCUCCAUUCCCAUUUAGGAGUCUAAAAGACAAUUUCCCUUCUGCAGAUGAAGUUUAUAGAAGUAUGACUCCGGUCUCAAGAAUGUCAAAAUUCCAGCUACUGGACUCUCUGAGGCUUUGCUUUCUCCUGAAUAAAAACUGCUGCAGCACAAACAGAAGGAACAAAAAGGAAAAGGAGAAAGGGCCAAUCAACCUAACUUUCAAGCCCUAUGAGGUUGGCUGGCUCCUCUAACUGAUGGCAUGUUGAAGUACAUGGGCCAGCAGCAACGAGGGCAUCUGAUCCAGAGGGGGCCACUCUAGAGGCCAGGCCAUCACCACCAUGGGCCAGUGUGUCACCAAGUGCAAGAAUCCUUCAUCAACCUUGGGCAGCAAGAAUGGAGACCGUGACCCUAGCAGCAAGUCACACAGCAGGCGGGGAGCUGGCCACCGUGAGGAACAGGUGCCACCUUGUGGCAAACCAGCUGGGGAUAUCCUUGUCAAUGGGACCAAGAAAGCAGAGGCUGCCACUGAGACCUGCCAGCUGCCAACAUCUUCUGGAGAUGCUGGGAGGGAGUCCAAGAUCAAUGCUGAGGAGUCUUCCCUGCAGAGAUUGGAAGAACUGUUCAGGCGCUACAAAGACGAGCGGGAGGAUGCAAUCUUGGAGGAAGGCAUGGAGCGCUUUUGCAAUGACCUAUGUGUUGAUCCUACGGAAUUUCGAGUGCUGCUCUUGGCCUGGAAGUUCCAGGCAGCUACCAUGUGCAAAUUCACCAGGAAGGAGUUUUUUGAUGGCUGUAAAGCAAUAAGUGCAGACAGCAUUGAUGGGAUCUGUGCACGGUUCCCUAGCCUCUUAACAGAAGCCAAACAAGAAGAUAAAUUCAAGGAUCUCUACCGGUUUACAUUUCAGUUUGGCCUGGACUCUGAAGAAGGGCAGCGGUCACUGCAUCGUGAAAUAGCCAUUGCCCUGUGGAAACUAGUAUUUACCCAGAACAAUCCUCCUGUAUUGGACCAAUGGCUCAAUUUCCUAACAGAGAACCCCUCGGGAAUCAAGGGCAUCUCCCGGGACACUUGGAACAUGUUUCUCAACUUCACUCAGGUGAUUGGCCCUGACCUCAGCAACUACAGUGAAGACGAGGCCUGGCCGAGUCUCUUUGACACCUUUGUGGAGUGGGAAAUGGAGCGGAGGAGAAGAGAAGCAGAGGGGAGAGGUGCACUCAGCUCAGGGCCCGAGGGCUUGUGUCCAGAGGAGCCGCACUGAGGAUCUGCCUGCUGCCCAGCAGCCAAGUGAGGAAUUGGACCUUUCUGGAAAUUACUGAAGAUCCGGAUAUUUUCUACUUUACACCUUUCUCUGCCUUGUAUUUGAAAGGGCUCUAAAAUGCUGUAUCAUGUUUUAGGCACUUUCUUCAUUUUUUUGGUUAUUUUGGUUAUUUCUUUUUUGGGUGAGAAAUCCCCCAAAAUAUUUGAACCUGGCUACAUGUUGUGUACCUUUUUUGAAGCCUUCAGAUAGAAUAAGCCUGCCAUUUCUUGCACAAAUGUAUUAGAUUUGUUUUGGUUUUGUGGGGGAGGGUGUAGGCCUGGGUGGGGAGGGACUGUUGGGUUGAGUUAACAUUACAAAUGACACAGUGCCAGAUCUCAGUUUUGCAUAUUACUUUUCAGGGCAGGUCUGUACUGUGUGUAGUGCUGUUUACAUGGUUGAAUUUAGGUUGUAAUAAUUAUUUUAAAAAAUUUACACAGAUAUGAAUAGCAGUGUUAACUGUUAGCCACAUUGCAUUAAUUUCCAGACAGUUUGGAGCUCUUGGAGAGCCAGGGCCAAGGCCAGUCAAGAGCAUUUGCAGCCUGACGCCCCACCCAUCCCUUUAAGCUAAUUUAUCCAAAGCCCUUACCUCCCUCACUUCUUGCCCAUUCCUUCUUUGACCUAUUGCAUUUCAUGUUUAGUUUAUCCAUCACCAUGCUGUACCUGUCAGUCAAGUGAGCAGUUUUGUUUUGUUAGAACACAUUGUACUGAAAACCACUUAAGCGUUGAAUGCAGAGAAAGCAGUGCUACCUCAGUUUUGCUGGAAGUAGACUUCUUUGAUAGUUUUCUUUGAUGUUUUGUAUUUUCAUGUCAUGAGUGGAAAUGCUUUUUUUUCUUUCUUUCUUUUUCUUUUUUUUUUUCAUUUGCCUUGGAGCCAAAGUUUCUGUUCUGGGUGGUGAGAAAAGCAUGCCUGCCGGCUAGCUGACCAAGAAAGCUAUGGCAUGGAACUCUGCUUCAAACUGUUUUUUUUUUUUUUUCCUUUAGUUUUUAUUGAGUAUCAUCAGCUUACUUGUCUGGCAAGUGCAGAAGCCUGAGGCUGGCCUGAACUCUGCCAAACAAAUUAUCCAAGUGUAUUGAAUCAUUAAAUGUAUGCCCUUUCCCUCUCUGCUGCGCCCACGUUGUCACUUAACCCCCAGGAGUUAUUUAUUAUCUUUUUGUUAAUGUCAAGCUCAUUUGGGGUAAUGUGAUGACUGUUUAGGUUUACAUGACCCUCCUCUCCUUCCCUUACCCCCAGAUCUGUAUAUAUACAUAUAUAAGAUAUGUAUAUAUUUUACCUUUAUAAAAUAUAUAUAUACACAUAUAUGUAUCUAUAUUCCUUUAUUUGUCUGCUAAAACUGGCCAUAAAAGAGGGAGCUGCCUUUGAUCUGUAGUUAAGAAGAUGCCAGGGAGCAUCAUAAAUGGAGGCUAUUGUAUAUGAAUUUGGACAUUUUCACUAAACUUGAAUGAAUUUGCUCACAGGAAGGAGGAACCAGUUCUCUAGACUCCACAUGUUCACUCUGCCAGGCCAGCUUUGAUCAAGCUGCCACCAGGGCUUGAGGAGCUGACUCUGUCCUACUUAGUUUACUAGAGGACCCUCUUGAUAAUUUCCUAUUAAAAAAUAUCCUCAAAAAAAUUGUACUGGAAGGUGGGUGGUAGGAGCUUGUAUAGUUCCGCUUCCAAUACUUCGGAACAGAUUAAAAAGGGAAUCUUUUAAUAAAAGUUACAAAAAUAUUUAUACUCUUGAUACAAUGAAAAGUGUCUAUUAAAUAUUUGGAAUUUUCUCCCUUGAUUAGUCUACCCCAAAUCCUGGGUAUAUGUUUCUCACCAUGGGCAAGAGUUGCAUGCUUUGAGUUCUUUAUGAGUCUUAUAGCUCUGGGCUCCUGUCUUUAUAAAGAUGAUUAUUUAAGGUGAUGACAGUCCUAUUUCUUAAAACUAUAUUGACACGGAGCGUUUUUGUAGGCCUGACAACUGUCCUUUUUUGAGGCACAGAUAAGAAACCUGAAAAUCAGCCCCAGAUGUAACAUAGUCCUGGAAGGCUGAAGAGGCUGGUGGCCAGGUGUGAUCCUUUCUUCUAGCCAUAGUAAGACAAAGUCCUUGAGUAAGUCAGUAUCCAGGGGCCCAACAGUUUCCUAGGGCACAGCUACACAGCAGGCUUUGGAGAUCUCACCCAGCCAGUCGUUCCUAAUGCUGGAGUAGGUGGAAGUCCAAUGAGGGAAGAAGUAGUGGAGUGUUGUAGGUAAGACUUUCUGUCCCAGGUAAAAAAAGGGUAAAUGUGGCAGGGAAGUGCCAAGAGAGGGAAGCAGUCAGGGCCCCAUGGACUCAAGGAAAUAGAUUUCUUUCCCUCUGGGUAGAUUCUGAUUGAUGCUCAGUUUCUCCAACCCAUCAUUUAGAAAUUAUUUGUGAUUGUAUUUAUAAAGCUCUGUUGUUGAGAAACCAGAUAUUUAGAGGGACUUGGGGUUCUCUGUGCAGUGGUUUUUUGUUUGUUUUGCCAAGAGUUUCACAGUGAGGUAUAAGGUUUGUAGUUAACAUUUCUGAGAAACAAAAGCCUCUGUUUCACUCACCCUCAGAUAGGCUUGCUCCAGCACUGGCUGGAGGCCAAAUGUUUGCCCCUCAGGUAAGCCAGCUUUGUGACACUGGGGUGAUGUGGGGAGGUGUGAUAUGUGGGUACCAUUUUGGAAUUCUGCAACAUUACUACACAGAUUCUGUUGGAAAAUUGCUUACUUUUGGCAAGUGACUUUUUGAGUUCCCAUGGUAUUUCUUUAGUAAUUUAUUAGGAAGCUGGUAUGAGGUAAAGGGUUGCUUUAUUGAUUCUUUCCCCUAGCCUUGCCAAACUUGAAUGUAUCAUUCUUAAUGACACUUUGCUGUACUUCUAGGGGUGGUCUCAGCAGCUCUCUUUACUGUGGCAGAUGUGCCAACAUGUGUAUUGUUGGGUCCAAAAGCCUGUAUGUACCCAUCUGAUAAAAGAAAAUCUCUCCAGAGCUGGCUGAAAAUUCAAAUUUCAGCCAAAGCUUUAGGCUAAGGGAAAGAUAACAGAAAAUGUGCAACACAGUAUUGUUCAUAUUGGAUGGACACAAAGUAACGAGUUAAGCUGCACACAGUAUUAGCUUGAAACAGUCUCCUAGGGCCUGGUCUUCAGACCAGGUCAGGUUAUGGGACCCCAUAGAUUAUGUACUUGGACCAUUGGUGGGAAGUUGCUGAGAUAAAGACUAGUCCAAAAACUAAGGAAGCAAAAGGUCUGUAUAUUGGAAUGUAUGGUUUUGCUAUAUUUCAAGUGGGGUCUUCAGUGCAGCAGGUAGACCCGGCUAUACAGUUACACAAGGGACAGGAGAAAGCUACUGUUAAAAGUCUCCCUCUCCCCCUUCUUUCUUAGACUUAUUUUUCCAUGUAUGUUAGGAUGGCUAGUGAUGACUUGAACAUCUCGGUAACUGACAAGGGUCUUACUUGAAGGACUCAAGCAGUAUUUAGCUUUAAUACUUGAAUGAACAAAAUUAUCAAAAUAUGUCUGUUAGAGCUUUUUAAAGGACAUAUGACAUUGAUCCUCCCUUCUGGGUCAUGUAGAUGGGAACUUCUUGCCACUCCUCUUCAGAGUACAUUCCUAUGGUAAGCUGUAAUAGCAGUCCAUACCAGUUGGCCCAGGACUACAUGCUGGGAAUGAUUAUCAGCCUCUCCCCCCCACCUUUAAAAAAGAAUGAUGCUAAGCAAUGGGCGCAGAUGCUGAGAUGGUGUGAUUAGCUGAGUAAUCAAGUUCUGAUUCUAGUGUUGGAGUGGAGUGUUCUGUUUCUCUUGGAAACCCAGCCUGCUCUCAGAUACCUAAUUCUAUCAUGUAUCUAUCUUAUGCAUUGCCAGAAGAAGCCAUUCAGCAGCUGCUGUUUUUCUCUCAGCACAACUGUAUUUGCUAUGGAAGAAGUACCUUCCCUCUAAUACUGGUCCCCAGUCCUCAGAAUCUGAUUAACUGCUCUUCCCUGCUGCACUGAGUAUGGGUAAGGUUUCAAAGAGGGAAUUUGAAGCAAUAGGUAAACAGGGCUUGGUUGAAUUUUGGUAUCACACAUAUCCUGUCUUAAGCCGCUGAGGUGAUGAGUCCACUGCUCAUGUGACCCUCCACCUUUGUGGAUCCCUCUUGGUUUGUGAUCAGCAUAUGUCUGAGGUUGUACAAACUUGACAAAAGGUAAUACUUUUGUAUUCUCUGCACUGUUGCACUCUUCAAAUAGCCCCUGAAUAUUAACUUGAUAUACACAUUUUUGUCUUUGAUGUCUACAGUAUUUUUUGUUUUUGUUGUUGUUUUUUAUUUUGAAGGUUAUCUGCUGUUGGAUUCAAUAAAUUUGUUUACCUGACUAUUGAUAUUUCUGCAGAAAACAAAAACAGUAAAUUUAUUCUGAGGCAUAAGUUAUAAGACUUUUUCAGUGA